Messenger RNA from Spodoptera exigua (beet armyworm), 1350 nucleotides. Lineage: Eukaryota; Metazoa; Arthropoda; Insecta; Lepidoptera; Noctuidae. The record is from the annotation of a GenBank genome assembly.
AUGAAGAUACAACUACUCAAUAAAAUCUUAGAGCACAUACUACUGUUGUACCGGCGAAUGAAGUACACUUGUAGAAAUCUCACGGUACACGGCCCCAGUUACCUCGUCCGUAAAGAUGUUCACAUCGUCUACAGAAUAAUAUACUUCAUCAUAUAUGUGCACGUGUGGAUCAUAGCCGUCGCUACAAUACGCAAGUACUACGAUCAUUAUCAAGAAAACACCAUACGCUUCACGACGCGCACUGAUUACCUCGAUUGGAAUACGACAUUUGCCUCGGUUACCGUUUGCGAGAUUGCAAACAUUGAAAAAAUAUGGACACUUAGCAAGCUAUUUGAUAUGCAAGAUGGAGAUAUGUACGAUCGAUUCCUUGCCGAAAUUAUAUUCUUCAGCGGUACAUGCUUCAGUUGUAAGUCGUCGUGCUUAAAUACAACUUCAUGUUCACGUGAUUAUUCCGAAAUAGUGUCAAAAUUCCGCACGCCCUGCAAACACCUCUUUAAAUCAUGUAAAUGGAACGGCCGAGAUAUUAACUGCUGUAAGCAUUUCAAACCUCUUCAAACGGAAUACGGGACAUGCUAUUCAAUUAACAACAAGCACGUUGGCGGAAAUCACAAAAUGUUUUUCACGUCCGCCCUAACAAAAAACCCAGAGGCGGGAGUUCUCGAAAUAACUUUAUCACAAGAUUACGAGUCAUUCAUCCAUUCACCUGAGGACAUACCCUUUUGGAAUAUGGAAUAUGAUCGUAGAAUAACGACGCUAUAUGGAGCCGAAGCCACUGUGAGGUUUUCAAUUAUGGAUGUGGUGAAUGAGCCGGAAGUACCUUUGAUCGCUCUUGAGGUACGUCAAUGUAGAUUCCCUGACGAGGUCCCAGCGAGCUACAUAGCUUUCAAGCAAUACAGCUAUUCUGUGUGUAUUAUUCAAUGUCGAAUUGAAGCCCAGCUGAAGCUGUGUAACUGUACACAUCACUUAUCUCCGGUCCAAUACAAAGAUCGAUACUGCGGCUUGGAGGGAUUAAAGUGUUUAACGAAACACUACCAAACGCUGAGGAAGCUGCAAGUUCCGGGCACGAACGAAACGGGUUUGAACUGUGAUUGUUUGCCUUCAUGCACGGAGCCGGAUUAUAACGUGGUGUCGAAGAAGUUGCUGGAGCCUGAAAAGGAGUUAAAAGUUAAGCCUGCCCGGUUUAUAUUGAAUAAUAGACCUUACCAACGAGUCACUCGGCAGGUUGCGCGCACCACUCUGGACUUGGUUGUUGCUAUAGGCAAUUGUUUUGGCCUUUGUUUUGGGGGUUCAUUGCUUUCGAUCGUUGAAAUAAUUUACUAUUUAUGCUUUAAACGCUGGAAGUUUGCGUAG